UAAAGUUCAAACUGUGAGUAUAAACCACAUGCACCAGUGAUAUGCAAGCAGAUUUGGCAUCCAUAUGUCAUUAUUAGUAUACAGAUGUUGAAGGCUGGUAGUGACAAAAACGUAGUAAUGCAUAUAUUUUAAAAAUAUCUUAAUCUUAUUUUAUUUUUGUAGACAGUCUUGUUAAAGAUGAAAAAAACCCUAAAAGACCAAUCUGAUGACCUUGUGUUUCUCAUGUGGUGCGUUGAGAGAAGAAUCUGUACAAACAUUCCAAACCACAUUAUUUCUUCCACACCUGGAUUGGUUCAUGCUGUCUUGCCUCAAAGCUCAUAUUUUGCCUUGAAACAUUAUUCACACACACACCACACACACACACACCACACACACAGUGUUGUAACCCUACCCCGUGUAAAAUUUGGUGUCAACAAUUAUAUCAGUUUAAAAAAAAAAAAAUAGGGAGUUUACGUUUUCACAAAUCUAACAUCUGGAGAAAUUAUCAAGUUCCUCGUAAGUGGUUUUGUUCUUAUUAGAUGCUGGAAAAAAAUGUCUGUCUUCUCCAAUUGAAUAGAACUGCAAAAAUAGAUAGCCUCCAAGUUACUAUGUCGCCCUUAAGCCUGGUCACAGAUAAUACCAAUGUUAAAAAAAAUGCAAAUGCAUUUGAAAUACUUAUAAAAAAAACAGAUGUACAGUAAAUUGUAAAAAUUGUCAAAUGACACUGAAUAUGGUGAAUUAGAACUUUCUUCUUCUACCAGGGGGCACUAGGACCUGCUGCACUCCGCAGUCCGACGGGGGCAUGCAGCCUUUCAGACUCUUCUGAGUUACUUUCUCAACAAUUUUCAAACAAGUGCAAGACCCAGAAAAGGACUGUUCAGGAUAAUGAGCAAAUCAUUUGAUAUUCCUUUUCUUUGCAUCCUCUGAAACUGCACACGAACUGGGAUAUACUUCAGUCGAUCCUCUGGAGCAUUCUGUCAAAAGACGAGAGCUUUGCUUGAGGGCUGAGGAGCAGAAGUGCCGGAUGGGGGUCACGGUUGGGCCUGAUGGCAGGAGCCCAGAGCUCAGUCGGCUCUAAUCACGUCCUCUGGAAGUGACUGCAGUUCACGCGGAGACACUGAAAAGGUUGUGAGCCCAUGAGGUCGUCCAUGCUGGUCCUGCUCCUCCUUUUCAGCGCGCAGGCUGUGGCCGCCAUCCAAGGGGACCCGUCGCAGCCGCCUCUGGCCAACGCCCCCGGCUCCGUCCCCACUGUGGAUCCCAAACUCUUCACAAGGCGCCACUACCGCUCGCCCAGGGUGCUCUUCAGCUCCCAGCCCCCCGAUGCGGCGCCGCCGGGGCCGCCCCGGGGUGCCGGCAGACGGGCCCGCCGGCGAGCGGAGCAGCCGCAGCACCGCGGCGUGUACUCGGUGUGCGAGAGCAUCAGCGUGUGGGUGGGGAACAAAACCAAGGCCACGGACAUCUCCGGCAACGAGGUGACGGUGCUGCCGGACGUCAACAUCAACAACGUCAACAAGAAGCAGUACUUCUUCGAGACGACGUGCCACAGUUCCCCCUCGGGAAGCUCGGGUUGUUUGGGAAUUGAUGCCAGACACUGGAACUCCUACUGCACCAACUCGCACACGUUUGUGCGGGCGCUAACUUCUUUCAGGAACCUGGUGGCGUGGAGGCUCAUACGCAUCAACGUGGCCUGUGUGUGCGUGCUCAGCCGGAAGUCGUGGCGCCAAUGAGGGCCUCACUUCACCUACACCUCUCCCAAAGGCUCAUACUGUUCGUGCACAGAUACUUGUGAACUGAUCUGCAUAAUAUAACACCAAAGACUUCUCACUCUCUGCACAAAGUAAAUUAUUGGAAUAUAAAAAUAUAUCAGGACUGCAUGUAUAUACACCAGAACUGGGUCAAAUAGUAUCUGCAGUUGGACUGUAGAGGUCUAAAUGACUAAAAAAAAAAAAGGUGUUCACAGUGAAGUUUACGGAGCAAAGCCUUACAUUUUACGUUCUACCGAAAAGUUAAUUAUAUUUGUGUAAAAUCUUCUUUUUCAGUUAAUCAAUUUUGGUGGGAAAGCUCAUCAGAAGGUCAUCUGUCUCUACUCGAAUGACCUCUGUAGCCCAGUCUUCAGCUGAUCUGAACCGUCUUUAACCAUUAGCAGCUCAGGAAAUAAUGUAGAAACAGUAUGAUGUGUGUUUUGUCAUGUUCAUGUUAACAAACAUUUAUAUAUUUUCCCCUUUUUGCAACUAAAUGUGGGACAGACAGUUAAUUCCUUUUAUAAAAUCAAACAAGUUGAAACAGUUUUACAUGUAAAUAAUUGUAAUUAUCUUCAUGAUUGUACGCCACUGACCUCUGCAUCAGGCUCAGUGUGAACCUCAGAUGUGACGACAUCUAGUGGCUUCUAAACAAUACUGUAACUGCGUUUAGGCUGAAUCACAUGUGAGGUCAGUUUAAACAGUAGCUUCACAGAAUUCAGCGUUUAAAAAACAUUAAAGCUUAAAACCAUAGACCACAACUAAACUAAAAAAACACAACAGAGUUUUAGCAAAACAGCCAAGAUGAAUGAAACAUUUUCUGCUUCUUUUCUUCUCAUGCAACCCACACGUAAAUACUGUUUGACCCAGGUCUGACAUAAGCAAAACUUUUUUUAAGAAUGUUGCUGUUUAUAUUGUUAUUUAUUAAACACCUACAUACAUGCAUUGUGUGUUUUAUAGAAUUUAAUGAAUCAAUGGCAACAUUUGUUGUCCCUCUGUGAAAGACUGAGUAAAAAUAACGUGAGAAUAAAACUAUUUUGGUCUAAAAGAAACAAUGAAAAGAAACCUUCAUUAUAAUCCCAGCAACUUGGUGUUUUUGGCUUUGCUGUGUGGGUUUAUCAUGACCUCCUGUUCCAUAGAGCGAAUUAAACCAAAAGGACACGCAUAUAAAUAACAUUCCCUAUGAUUCAUUAUUCGAACUGUGGCUGAUACAGUCACUGCUAUUACAUUACUAAUAUUUGUUUUGGCGGUGACAUUUAAUUUUUGUUGUCACAACAUAACAAAUUGUACCUACAGGCAAUUAGUUUCUUUUUUUUAGACCCAGUUUUGCAUCAGAGCUGACAUUUAGGGUCAUCUCUCAUUUUUCUAUUUGAUUUCUGUGGGCUUAGAAGUGGAAACUGACAAAGAGCAGCUGCUGAGAUGAUUCUUGAAAAUGAUAAUUGCAUUUUCGUCAACAAUAAAUUUGAGGAAGGGAAGAUUCAGUUUCCAAGUUAACUUCACUGAGCUGCAUCGAACACAAUCCAACGCUGCCCUCUAGCGGUGAGUGGCAGUAACCUCAGUCUUACCAAGAAAAUCUUGCAAAUUGCAACAAAUAACAAAUAAAACUUAAGUAAAAUAUUCAAAUUUUAAUUAAACACAAGUACAGGCACAAAGACAAUUAAUGGAUUACCCGAAACAAAAACUAAAUUGCUAGUUUAGCAGGUGGUUGAAUUUGCCACCUGCGCAUGCGUUGUGCUCUGUUCAAUGUUCAGCUUUUAUCGGAAAAAGGAAGACUUGUCAUAGACGCCUAAAGGUUUUGAUAGUUACGCGCCACGACGCAGCGCUAUAUAAACUCCUCUCAACCCGGGAACAAUAAUAGAACACUUACGGUUGAGUCUACACGGAGUUUCUGAGUUUGCACCACAGAUGUAUCAGUACUUUCACGCUAACUCGCGGUGGCUCUGGACAACUAGAGAUCCAAUGAACAGUCCCUUCACCGGCCAAUUAGUUCAGUGGAAAAUUUAGUCAUCAUAAAGUAAAGUGACAGAACAUAAUAAACAAACAUUGUAUAU
Betta splendens (Siamese fighting fish) is the source of this 3769-nucleotide messenger RNA. RefSeq names its product nerve growth factor b (beta polypeptide) (gene ngfb). The transcript has 3 exons. Gene Ontology annotation, molecular function: nerve growth factor receptor binding; growth factor activity. The record is from RefSeq and is a predicted model, not a curated record. Lineage: Eukaryota; Metazoa; Chordata; Actinopteri; Anabantiformes; Osphronemidae. Bases 1116 to 1706 code for a protein of 196 amino acids. Gene Ontology annotation, biological process: neuron projection morphogenesis; nerve development; positive regulation of peptidyl-serine phosphorylation.